Messenger RNA from Dioszegia hungarica, 3699 nucleotides. RefSeq names its product DNA-directed RNA polymerase II subunit RPB2. Gene Ontology annotation, cellular component: RNA polymerase II, core complex. Gene Ontology annotation, molecular function: DNA-directed RNA polymerase activity; ribonucleoside binding; DNA binding. The coding region runs from base 1 to 3699 and encodes 1232 amino acids. Gene Ontology annotation, biological process: DNA-templated transcription. The transcript is spliced from 8 exons. Lineage: Eukaryota; Fungi; Basidiomycota; Tremellomycetes; Tremellales; Bulleribasidiaceae. The record is from RefSeq and is a predicted model, not a curated record.
AUGCCAAGGAGGAGCCAAAGCAGGAGGAUCCUUAUGCUUACGGAGGCGCGGGCGAUGGAGCGUAUGGAGCAGGGGGAGGUGGUGCAGGAAGAGGAUCAGUUGAAGCAGGAGGAUUACUGGACGAUCAUCACUACCUUCUUUGAAGAGAAGGGGUUGGUCCGGCAGCAGCUGGAGAGCUUCAAUGAGUUUGUCGAGAAUACGAUGCAGGAGAUCGUGGAUGAGAAUUCGAGGUUGAUGCUGGAUCAACACGCGCAGUAUACGGGGGAUGUGGAUGCAGACAAGGAGUCGAAACGCUACGAAAUCACCUUUGGCCAAAUCUACCUUUCCAAAGCCGCCAUGACCGAGCAAGACGGGACGACCAACAUGCUCUUCCCGCAAGAAGCUCGGCUCCGGAAUCUUACCUACUCGGCGCCGCUCUACGUCGAGGUCAAGAGCAGACUACUCGUAGCGGACAAUGUGGAUGAUCCGGUCGAGGCGGACUGGAAGCCCAAAAUUGGGAUUGACGGCGAUGAGUUGAUUGAGGCAGACAGGGCUUUUAUCGGAAAGAUUCCUCUCAUGAUCCGGUCCAACUUCUGUUUGCUUCAUGAGCUCCCUCAGGACAUCUUCUACGGUAUCGGCGAGUGCCCAUACGAUUCCGGAGGAUAUUUCGUCGUCAAGGGCUCGGAGAAGGUGUUGAUUGCGCAAGAGAGGAUGGCGUUCAACCAGGUCUACGUCUUCAAGAAGCAGUCGCCGUUCACCUUCUACUCGACGGUGACGAGUCAUCUGGAGAAGUCGGGGAGGAUCAGCGAGAUGGAGGUCAGGAUGUACCCCCGAGCUUCGGGCGGUGGGACUUCGGGCUCGGUCAUCCACGUCAAACUCCCCUACGUCAAAGUCGAUAUCCCCGUCGUCAUUGUCUUCCGUGCGCUCGGUAUCGUCCCCGACAAAGACGUCCUCAACCACAUCUGUUUCGACCCGGAAGACUCGGCGAUGCUCGAGAUGCUCCGACCAUGUAUCGAAGAGGCGUUCGCAGUGCAGGACCGAGAUGCCGCUCUGGACUUUAUCGGUCGUCGUGGCCAAGCCGAGGGCGGGACGCGACAACAGCGUCAGCGGGCGGCAUUCGACGUCCUGCAGAUGAGCUUCCUGCCCCACGUCUCGAUCGGAGAGGGCUUCGAGUCCAAGAAGGCGUAUUACCUGGGGUACAUGGUGCAUCGAUUAUGCUCGGCGGUGUUGGGGCGGAGGGAGCUGGAUGAUCGUGAUCAUUUUGGGAAUAAGCGGUUGGACCUGGCGGGUCCAUUAUUGGCGGGCUUGUUUAGGAAGCUGUUCCAGGGGUUGACGAAGGGUGUUCGGGAUCAUCUCAAAGCUUGUGUCCAAAACAACAAAGAAUUCCACCUCGGCCCAGCUAUCAAACCCCGCAUCAUCACUGAAGGUCUACGGUAUGCCAUCUCGACCGGAAACUGGGGUACCGGCGCCAACCGUAAAGUCGGUGUCUCGCAAGUACUUAAUCGCUACACUUUCGCCUCCACCCUCUCCCAUCUCCGCCGUACCAACACCCCUAUCGACCGAGGCUCCAAAGCCACCAAACCCCGUCAACUCCACAAUACCCACUGGGGCAUGGUCUGCCCCGCCGAAACGCCUGAAGGAGCGGCGUGUGGUCUCGUCAAGAACCUUGCGCUGCUCUCGUACAUCUCGGUCGGAUCCUACUCGGCGCCGGUCAUGGAGUUCCUGGAGGAAUGGGGAUUGGAGGACCAGGGCGAGUUUAUGAAUGCACCCGAAGCGACCAAGGUGUUUGUCAAUGGGGUGUGGAUGGGGAUUCACAGGGAAGCGCCCACAUUAUGGGCGAACCUGCUGAGUAUGCGGAGAGGGGGACAGAUCAAGCACGAGAUCAGUAUUGUGCGAGAUAUCCGGGAGAAGGAGUUGCGGCUCCAAACGGACGCGGGGCGGGUGUGUCGGCCGGUCUUUAUCGUCGGUGGGGACCAGCGGCUCAAGCUCAAGCGGCAUCAUAUCGAGCGGAUCGAGGAGCGGAACGAGAAUGGGACGGGGGCGAUGGGGCAGUCGUGGGCGGAGAUGCUGGACGAAGGGAUCAUCGAGUAUGUCGAUGCGGCAGAAGAGGAGACUAUCCUCAUUGCCAUGUCGUCGGACGAUCUCGAGAAUGCCCGGACGGCCGGCGGGAAGGAGGAGCUCGUCGCUCGUCGUGCGGCUCACAAUCUCGCCGGAUUCGACCCCACCGCCCGUAUAAAAUCAACCAACUGGUCUCGCCAAUACACACACAUGGAGAUUCAUCCCGCCAUGAUCCUCGGUGUUUGCGCCAGUAUCGUCCCCUUCCCUGACCACAAUCAAUCCCCUCGUAAUACCUACCAAUCGGCCAUGGGCAAGCAGGCUAUGGGUAUCCACCUCACCAACUACCAACUCCGGAUGGACACGAUGGCCAACGUCCUGUACUAUCCCCAAAAACCACUCGCGACUACCCGGUCGAUGGAGUACCUCAAAUUCUCGGAAUUGCCAGCGGGCCAAAACGCCAUCGUCGCCAUCAUGUGCUACUCGGGGUACAAUCAGGAAGAUUCGGUGAUUAUGAACCAGACCUCUAUCGACCGGGGUCUGUUCAGAUCGCUGUACUACCGGUCGUACACGGAUACAGAGAAGGUGUCGGGGUUGGAAAAGGCGGAAACGAUCGAAAAGCCCGAUCGGAGCGAUACGCUCCGUAUGAAGAUUGGGACCGCGGAUCGAUAUGCCAAGCUCGAUUCGGACGGGCUGAUCGCCCCGGCUACCAACGUCAACGGGGACGAUAUCAUCAUUGGCAAGACGGCGCCUAUUCCUGCGGAAUCGGAAGAGUUGGGUCAGCGGACCCAGCUACACCAAAAGCGGGAUGUCUCGACCCCGCUCAAAUCCACAGAGCAGGGGGUGGUGGAUCAGGUCAUGAUAACCACGAACGGCGAGGGUCAUAAAUUCGUCAAGGUCCGUAUCAGGUCCACUCGGGUCCCGCAAAUCGGGGACAAGUUUGCGUCGCGACACGGUCAGAAGGGGACGAUCGGAAUCACGUACCGUCAGGAAGACAUGCCAUUCUCGGCGGACGGGAUCGUCCCCGAUAUCAUCAUCAACCCGCACGCUAUCCCCUCCCGAAUGACUAUCGGCCAUUUGGUCGAGUGUCUCUUGUCCAAACUCUCUACCCUCAACGGCGCGGAAGGCGACGCGACCCCGUUCACCGACCUGACGGUCGAGGGCGUCUCGAACCUCCUGCGCGAGAAGGGAUUCCAGUCGCGCGGGUACGAAGUCAUGUACCAUGGACAUACGGGCCGGAAGGUGCAGGCCCAGGUCUUCUUUGGGCCGACGUACUAUCAGCGCCUGAAGCAUAUGGUGGAUGAUAAGAUCCAUGCGAGGGCGAGGGGGCCGCUCCAGAUCUUGACGCGUCAGCCGGUGGAAGGAAGAAGUAGGGACGGAGGGCUGCGGUUUGGAGAGAUGGAGAGAGAUUGUAUGAUCUCGCAUGGGAUUGCAGGGUUCCUCAAGGAGAGGAUGUACGAUUCGUCCGAUGCGUUCAGAAUACAUGUUUGUGACCAGUGUGGUCUCAUGGCUGUCGCCAACCUCAAAAAGCAAGAGUUCCACUGCUCUGUCUGCCGGAACAGUACCCAGAUAUCGCAGGUGUAUUUGCCGUACGCCGCGAAAUUGCUGUUCCAGGAAUUGCAGGCGAUGAAUAUUGCUGUGCGGAUGUACGGUGAUGCCGAUUGA